UAGUGUCUUCUUGCACAGACUCCGAGUCAGUGUGGAUCCGGAGUCCAGUCCGGGUUUUGGCUGCGGCCCGCUGCUCACACGGCUCCUGCAGGCAGCGGCUCCGCUCCUCCACUGCGCUGGCGCUGUUUACUGGAAGCUGCCCGAUCCUCCACCAAGUGUCUGAGCACCGUGAGCGGGGUCUUCUCCACAGGCGAGCCGCCGCUGAGCUCCAAACUUCACCCAGCCUCAGCCAGACACAGGAGCCCGGAGGAGAGCAGCGUUCGGCGGCUAGAAAAAGUAGCGAGGGGGGGGUUCUGUCUUCUCACCCCGGCACCAGACACUGAAAAAAGCCACUCUUUUACCCUCUUUCACUCACUCUUGUUGCUUUUAUUAUUUUUUUUAAAAAAUUGAUCCUCCUCCUGCGUCUUCUCCUUCCUCUUGUCUGUUGCUCCUUCCUCGGGAGUGAGAACGCACGCAGGCGGGAGACCCAGGGCGCACGAGCCGCUCUCAGGGCGCAUGAGGUGUUGGGACUGAGCGCAGAGCAGAGCAGCACCUGGCCGGCCAUGGAGGCGUGUGUCCCGGGCAGGGGAAUGUGAGGCUCCGGGGCUGAGUUUUUUUCUGAUUUGGAAAAGGGGGGACCUGCCUGCCUGAUAGCCCGAGCCUGUGUCCCAGAUCGAGGGGAGCAUGCCUCAGACCUGCAGACUCUCCGCUGCAGAGGAGUUCCCAUCAGACUGUCUCUCCACAAUCUGACAUUUUAUUUUUUUCCCCACCACAUUUCCUCUACAUUCACUUUUGUUUUUUUUAUAUCCUUGCUUGGCUUCACUGAAUUAAAGGUGAGAGGAUCAACGAUGAGCAUCUCUGAGAGCGGUCGGCUUGGACUUUUUUAAUCAGAACCUUUUUAGUCCCAACGCAAACCUGCCACAAACCAUCACCGCCAGGCGCCAUGGCGUGCUCCUUGUGGAAACUACACACCUUCUGCUGGUUCCUCAUCACACUAGCCCAAGUGCACUCCACAGAGGGGUUCAGUCGAGCCGCCCUGCCAUUCGGCCUAGUGCGGAGAGAGCUGUCUUGUGAGGGUUACCCCAUCGAUCUGCGGUGUCCGGGAAGUGACGUCAUAAUGAUCGAAAGUGCCAACUACGGCCGGACAGACGACAAGAUCUGCGACGCCGACCCUUUCCAGAUGGAGAACGUCAACUGCUAUCUUCCAGAUGCCUACAAGAUUAUGUCGCAAAGAUGCAACAAUCGGACCCAGUGCAUUGUGAUCACGGGUUCAGAUGUCUUCCCUGACCCCUGCCCAGGGACCUACAAAUACCUGGAGGUCCAGUAUGAGUGUGUGCCCUACAGUCCAUGCCCCACCAGAAUAGGACCAAGAACACAGAAUGUAUCCUAUCGCAACUGCCCCGAAGUGGAGCAAAAAGUUUUUAUUUGUCCUGGGACUCUGAAAGCUGUCGGUGAGCCUUCCUUUCUAUUUGAAGCGGAGCAACAAGCCGGCGCCUGGUGCAAAGACCCGCUGCAAGCCGGCGACAAAAUCUACUUUAUGCCUUGGACUCCUUAUAGGACAGACACUCUCAUUGAGUAUUCCUCCCUGGAUGACUUCCAAAACGCCCGGCAAACCAUCACCUACAAGCUGCCCCACCGGGUGGAUGGGACCGGGUUUGUGGUCUACGACGGCGCAGUGUUUUUCAACAAGGAACGUACGCGCAACAUCGUGAAGUUUGACCUGCGAACUCGUAUCAAAAGCGGCGAGGCGAUCAUCAACAACGCAAACUACCACGACACGUCGCCUUACAAGUGGGGCGGCAAAACUGACAUUGAUCUGGCGGUCGACGAGAACGGGCUGUGGGUGAUCUACGCCACGGAGCAGAACAACGGCAUGAUGGUGAUCAGCCAGCUGAACCCCUACACAUUACGUUUCGAGGCUACCUGGGACACGGCCUAUGAUAAACGCUCAGCCUCCAAUGCCUUCAUGGUUUGUGGAGUACUGUACGUGGUCCGCUCCACCUAUGAAGACAAUGAGAGCGAGGUCAGCAAGAGCCUGAUCGACUACAUUUACAACACCAAACAGAACCGUGGGGAAUACGUUGAUAUCCACUUUCCCAACCAGUACCAGUACAUUGCAGCUGUGGAUUAUAAUCCGCGAGAUAACCAGCUCUAUGUGUGGAAUAAUUUUUACAUCCUGAGGUACAAUCUGGAGUUUGGCUCACCUGAUCCAGCACAUGCUCCACCACAGUCAGAAGUCACCGCGGCCCCGCAGCCUCAGAGAACCACAACCACCACCACGACGACCACGGCGCACCGGGGCGUGGCCAACACCAGCACCACAACAGGGCUGAAGGAGGGCAGCAGGGGAGCGCCCAAGCCCCCUCCCGUGAUUCCGCAGACGACUUCCCCUCCACCUCUGGAGUCCUUCCCUCUACCCGAGCGUUUCUGCGAAGCCACCGAGAAGAGAGACAUAAUGUGGCCUCAGACCCAGAGGGGCAUGGUGGUGGAGCGACCUUGCCCCAAGGGAACAAGAGGCACGGCGUCUUAUUUAUGUGUCCGCUCCACCGGGGCCUGGCACCCUAAGGGCCCUGAUCUCAGCAACUGUACCUCCCACUGGGUCAACCAAGUCGCCCAGAAGAUUCGCAGCGGUGAAAAUGCGGCAAACUUGGCCAACGAGUUAGCCAAGCACACCAAGGGCCCCAUCUUCGCCGGGGACGUCAGCUCGUCCGUGCGCCUCAUGGAGCAGCUGGUGGACAUCCUGGACGCCCAGCUGCAGGAGCUCCGGCCCAGCGAGAAGGAUUCUGCAGGGCGGAGCUUCAACAAGCUUCAAAAACGAGAAAGGACAUGCAGGGCAUACAUGAAGGCUAUUGUGGACACAGUCGAUAACCUUCUGCGACCAGAAGCCUUGAAGUCCUGGCAAGACAUGAACAGCACGGAACAGACGCACGCGGCCACCAUGUUGCUGGACACUCUGGAGGAGGGGGCGUUCGUCCUCGCCGACAACCUCAUGGAGCCCGCCUUCGUCAAAGUUCCUGCAGACAACAUAAUCCUGGACGUGUACGUGCUCACCACAGACGGCCAAGUUCAGGAUUUCAAAUUCCCACAAUCCAGCAAGGGGGGCGUCUCAAUCCAGCUCUCGGCCAACACUGUCAAGCUCAACAGCCGUAAUGGAGUUGCCAAGCUGGUGUUUGUCCUCUACAAGAACCUGGGCCAGUUCCUCAGCACAGAGAACGCCACCAUUAAGAUGGCCGACGCUUAUGGCCGCAACGUGUCAGUGGCCGUCAACUCCGACAUCAUCGCCGCCUCAAUCAACAAAGAGUCCAGCCGCGUAUUCAUUAAUGACCCCGUGAUUUUUACCCUGGAGCACAUCGACAUGGAGCACUACUUCAACUCCAAUUGCUCCUUCUGGAAUUACUCUGAGAGGAGCAUGAUGGGAUACUGGUCCACCCAAGGCUGCAAACUCCUGGAUUCCAAUAAAACACACACCACCUGCUCCUGCACUCAUCUCACCAACUUUGCCAUCCUCAUGGCACACCGUGAAAUCUCAGUUAACGACAGGGUCCACGAGCUGCUUCUCACCGUCAUCACUCGCGUCGGGAUCGUGGUGUCCCUCGUCUGCCUCACCAUGAGCAUCUUCACCUUCUGCUUCUUCCGGGGCCUGCAGAGCGACCGCAACACCAUCCACAAGAACUUGUGCAUUAAUCUCUUCAUCGCCGAGUUAAUAUUCCUAAUUGGUAUCGAUAUGACGGAACCCAGGAUCGGCUGCGCCAUCAUCGCGGGGAUCCUUCAUUUCUUCUUCCUGGCCUCCUUCUCCUGGAUGUGUCUCGAGGGGGUCCAGCUGUACCUCAUGCUCGUGGAGGUCUUCGAGAGCGAGUACUCUCGGAAGAAGUACUACUACGUGUCUGGUUACCUCUUCCCCGCCAUCGUGGUCGGCGUCUCGGCGGCCAUCGACUACCAGAGCUACGGGACAGAGAAAGCGUGCUGGCUAAGUGUGGAUAAUCAUUUCAUAUGGAGUUUUAUUGGACCUGUCACCUUUAUCAUCAUGCUCAAUCUCAUCUUCCUGGUCAUCACAAUGUACAAAAUGGUGAAGCACUCCACCACCCUGAAACCAGACUCGAGCCGACUGGAGAAUAUAAAUAAUUAUCGCGUUUGUGACGGCUACUAUAAUACAGAUUUGCCUGGCUAUGAAGAUAAUAAACGGUUUAUCAAAUCCUGGGUCAUGGGUGCGUUCGCCCUCCUGUUUCUGCUGGGCCUGACGUGGUCCUUCGGCCUCUUCUUCAUCAACGAGGCCUCGAUCGUCAUGGCGUACCUCUUCACCAUAUUCAACGCUUUCCAAGGAAUGUUCAUCUUUAUCUUCCACUGCCUCCUGCAGAAGAAAGUCCGCAAAGAGUACAGCAAGUGCUUCCGCCACACGUACUGCUGCGGUGGGCUGCCGACCGAGAGCUCACACGGCUCUGCAAAGACUUCCACCACACGGACCAGCGCUCGCUACUCCUCUGGUACCCAGAGUCGUAUCAGGAGAAUGUGGAAUGACACCGUAAGAAAGCAAACCGAGUCCUCGUUUAUCUCAGGUGACAUCAACAGCACCUCCACCCUUAACCAAGGAAUGACCGGGAAUUAUCUACUAACAAAUCCUCUUCUCCGACCACAAGGCACUAACAACCCUUAUAACACCUUGCUGGCUGAGACAAUCGUGUGUAACAACCCCACGGCUCCAGUGUUUAACUCGCCAGUGACCUACAGAGAGACAAGGCACUCGCUGAACAGUGCGGUGAGGGAUACAAGUGCAAUGGAUACUCUACCGCUAAAUGGUAACUUUAAUAAUAGCUACUCGCUCCGCAAUGGGGACUUUGGCGACAGUGUGCAGGUAGUAGACUGCGGCCUCAGUCUGGACGAUGCUGCCUUCGAGAAAAUGAUCAUCUCCGAGCUAGUACACAACAACCUGCGUGCCUGUAACAAAAGCCACCAACAGCAGCAGCACCCAAGUUUACACCACCCGCCCCACCACCAGCAGCCUCCGCAGUACCACCACCACCAUCACCACGUGGAGCGGGCUCCGCCCAAGGUGACGGUGAUAGGGGGCAGCAUCAGCGAAGACGACGCCAUCGUAGCCGACGCUCCGUCUUUGGUGCACACUCGUAACACAGUGGGCCUCAAGCUGCACCAUCAGCAGGAGCUGGAGGCGCCGCUCAUCCCCCAGCGGACUCACUCUCUUCUGUACGCACCCCAGAAGAAGGUGAGGACCGAUGGGGGAGUUGACACCUUUGUCAGCGAGCUGAAACCCACCAACCCUGACGAUAGUCUGCAGUCCCCAAACAGAGACUCCUUGUACACUAGUAUGCCUAAUCUUAGGGACUCGCCGUACCCAGAGAGCAGCCCCGACGUGGUGGAGGACCUGUCGCCGUCUAAGAGGAGCGAGAAUGAGGACAUUUACUACAAGAGCAUGCCUAACUUAGGGGCCGGACACCAGCUCCAGGCCUAUUACCAGAUAGGCCGAGGGAGCAGCGAUGGUUACAUUAUUCCUAUUACUAAAGAGGGCUGCAUCCCUGAAGGCGACGUGCGGGAAGGACAGAUGCAGUUAGUGACAAGCCUUUAAAUGUAUUCAGAUCAUCCCCAAACCUCUUCCUGCACUUUUGCAGCCCCUUCCUCCUGGAGGACACACUAGGGGAGGAAAGAGAAGUGAGGGGAAGGGUAGAGUUUGUUUUAUGUUUGAGGAGAAGCCUAGAAUCCCCGUCACUCACGUCAGCCAUUUACAAACCUCCCCUCCCCCCAUCUGCAUCGCCAUCUCCUUUCCCCCAUAAACGUGCCACUCUCCUCAUCGUCCUCGCAGACCAACAGACUUGGCGCACAGCGACGGCAGUGCAGAGUUUUAAUGAGACUGUACAUAAAUACAGAGUCAGAAUUCAAUUUUAAAGAGACAAGCCAACUAUGUAUUUAAAUGUGCUGCUGCUGUUGAAUAAUUGAGAAAAAUUUAAGGUACGAAAAAAAAAAGAAAAGAACAAAAAAAGAAAAGAAGGAAUAAUUACCAUCUACAUCAGAUCAGCAGUUGACCCGGUCUAAAGGUUGUACAUACACUCCCAAACAUCCUCGUUAAAUCCUGUUUCUUUUGUUUGUUUGUUUUUUAUUGUAAACAAAACAACACCCCUGGACCAGGACCCGGACAAUAUUUGUGAAAUUUCCUUAUCGGACUGUUAGAAAAGGAAUUCAAGGUCCUGGAGUCGUUCACCAUGAAGUUUGGAUUGUAUAACCACUAGCAAUCAAGCCCCUGGCCUUAUAUUUUCUCAACUGUACAUUGAACUGUUGUCAAGGAAAAUGGCUGAAAUAUAUAUUUUGUUGUAUUGCUAGUGUAAAAAUAAAAAUUCAUGGGAAAAAACGUAAAUAUGAAGAAACCUUUUAAUUGCAAAAUUUUACGUUUGAGAGACUAUUGUGUAGAAGUUGCACAUAUGUUAUACAGUGUGUUUAUGGUUCCAACACUUCAUUCAUGGUAGUACGGUUGAACAUAAAAAGCUUUUGAAAAGAGUGGAGGAGUCGGCAGAUUUCAAAGAUGCAUCACCACAGUUUUUCACGUGUGAACAGUGUUUUUUGCUUAAUGAGUUCCAUUGAUACCACCCAUCGCAAUAUGUUUAUUCAGCAUUACUUUAGUAGAAUGGGGGAUGCAGACCCCCCCAGUGAAAGUGAUUUAUGCAUUGCACAGUUUUUUUGUGUAAUUUUGAAUGAAAUAGAGCUUUCUAAACGGUCACGGCAGAGUGAUGGGCGGAGCAGCAGCGAGUUUCUAUCAUAAAUGUAGUUCUUCCGCCUGGUUAUGGACAUUUUAUUUAUUAAAAUCUUUCCAAAAGAUAAGUGGGAAAUGUGUGAAUAUUUUCCAGCACUGGUAUACAUGCUGUACUGUAGCUCAUGUUUUUUAUGUAAACAUGUUACCAAGGGGCUCAUCACUUAAGACUGAUGUAAAGUUCAACACUUGUUUAACAAAUAAAAUAAAUGUGAGAUUUUUUGUCAAAUGCCAGUUGCUCUUUAAUGCUUUCUGUUUUUGGUACUAUUUGAAAAAAAAAAAAUGAAAAAAAGAAACAAGCUUAAUUAUUUUUGCUAUGGACAAAAAAAUACACUUUUGACUCAGGUUAUAAGUAAAGUCCCGAGCACCUUGAAGGUAAAUUGGUGAUUUAUUUUUCCCUCUGGGAUUUAUUUGCUUUUUAUUUUUUUGUUCUGCUUUUCUUCAACCGCUGCAGUGUAGAGCUCAUUUCACCGUAUGUGUUAGAGAAGCCAAAUCUUUCCAUGUGAUUCAAAGAUGAGAAACUCAGGUAGGAAAAUUGCAUUGUAAAUGUUCCUCUGUGUGGUUGUAACACUAAUAAAGGUUCAAAAUGUCA
Hippoglossus stenolepis (Pacific halibut) is the source of this 7322-nucleotide messenger RNA. RefSeq names its product adhesion G protein-coupled receptor L2a (gene adgrl2a). Gene Ontology annotation, biological process: adenylate cyclase-activating G protein-coupled receptor signaling pathway; cell surface receptor signaling pathway; brain development. The transcript has 27 exons. Gene Ontology annotation, molecular function: G protein-coupled receptor activity; carbohydrate binding. NCBI's taxonomy places the organism in Eukaryota, Metazoa, Chordata, Actinopteri, Pleuronectiformes, Pleuronectidae. The record is from RefSeq and is a predicted model, not a curated record. Gene Ontology annotation, cellular component: neuron projection; membrane. Bases 923 to 5557 code for a protein of 1544 amino acids.